AUGCCACUUUUCGGAAAUAAGCAUAACGACGACAACGUCGCGUAUAACGCUGAGCAACCUAACGCAGGUUACGAUAACACUGCCGGAUACGAUAACCCCGGCAUGACAGGUUCUGGCGGGAACCGUCUCCGCAAGAAUCAUGGAGCAGCACAUAAUGACCCGCUCUAUCCCUCAUCAAACGCUCCCGGAGCUGGUUACGGCCAGCAAGAACGCGGAAUGGCGGGAGCUGGUGGUUAUAACGAUAAUAUCACCACAAAUCACCCGCACAUGAGAGAAGAUGGAUAUGAACAAACUGGUUACGGCUCUGGCGGUGCCGCACGCCAUGCUAUGCCUCCACAAACGGACGCGAUGGGUAACCCUACGCAUCCACGCACUGGAGGUGGUGGUUCUCGCCUUGCAGGGAAGGUCGAAUCUGCAGUUGGUACGAUGCUUGGAAGCGAGAACCUCAAACGCAAGGGGAUGGAGAAAGAACAAGAAUCUCAAGCACUAAAGGUCCAGGCUUCCGAACUCAGCGAAGCGGAACGUCUUGAACAAGCUGCUCUAGCGAGACGUGAACGUGCAGUUGCACAUGGAGCGCAUCCUGAUCAUAAGCACCUCGGAAGUCAUAAUCCUGGCGCGGGAGCAGGAAACGUAAAUGAACUCGGUGGAGGUGCUAAUACCGGAGUCGGAGGAGUUGGGGGUGCCGGAAGCGGUGCGCGUGGGGGAUAUUAAGCAUAUCACUUAAUUUACAGAGGAUUAUACCCAGAGGCGGUAGUUUCACAUUGAAGAACAUAAACAUGGAUGUAUCUGUACUAUUACUGUAUUAAUGUGUUCAUUCAUAAACAAA
Messenger RNA from Fomitiporia mediterranea MF3/22, 826 nucleotides. RefSeq lists its product as uncharacterized. The record is from RefSeq and is a predicted model, not a curated record. The transcript is spliced from 3 exons. Bases 1 to 711 code for a protein of 236 amino acids. Lineage: Eukaryota; Fungi; Basidiomycota; Agaricomycetes; Hymenochaetales; Hymenochaetaceae.